Molecule: messenger RNA, 1712 nt
Organism: Scophthalmus maximus (turbot)
Lineage: Eukaryota; Metazoa; Chordata; Actinopteri; Pleuronectiformes; Scophthalmidae
Product: tumor necrosis factor receptor superfamily member 5
Exons: 11
Coding region: 421-1350 (309 amino acids)
Molecular function (GO): protein binding
Source: RefSeq, a predicted model, not a curated record
CGCGGACGACCACGAGAGCUGAACGUGUAAACAGGACAGUGGCGGGAGCAGCAGCAGCACUUGCAGAGAUCAGUGGGCGAGGGAGAGAGGGAGACAGGAAGCUGUCACCAGGUAAGGAAACUGUGACACAAAGGAUGGGCAAAAAAAGAGACAGAGAGCGAGUGAGAGGAAGAGUCACACCUUGAGGAAGUUAACAACACAAGAAGAAGUAGAACAAAAAAAGGCGUCAUAUUGAAGAAUGGGACUCGUGCAAUACCUUGUGAUGGUCCUGACGUUGUCUGCACAGUUGGUGUUCACCUCUCCGCUGGUAACAACAUCCUUCAUGUGCCAUAAUUAUUGUACACGAUUACAGAAAACCACAGGGCUGUUUGCCUUUCCAGUGUAGAGAAGACUUGUACCAUCAAUGGCAACAAGUGCAAAAUGUGCCCUGCAGGUAAGUUUCAGAAGUCUUGCACAGAGUGUCUGCCCUGUCCUGCUGGAAGUUUCACACCUGACUGGAACUGUGAAGACAGCUGCCAUCGCUGCUUCGGAGACUGCAGACCAAGUUAUCAUCUGAAGGUGGUUCAGAACUGCACCAGCACAACCAAUAUCAAGUGCGUCUGUGAGUCCGGAUUCAUAUGCAAGGAUAUGGUUCGAUUGGACACUGAAAACUGCGCGUUCUGUGACAAGAUCCAGCAAACAACCACAACCGCAACAGCUGUGCUCAACUCAGGAAAUGAUAAGCAGACGCCUUCCUCUAUUUCCUCAGGAUGUAGCAGAGCGUCUGCCAAACCCUUCCAAUUAUCCAAAUGUGGCCAGUCAGUCCCACCAACACCCAGCGCAGAUGUGAUGGGCAGUCAGCUGGCAGCCAUCUUGUGUCCAGUGGUUGUUGUGGGAUGUGUGGCCCUUGUGAUCCUGUUCUGCGUCCGUCAACCAGGAGAUGAGACGUGUUUCAAGCGAGCUUUUGCGAAGCUACGUCAUGAGGGAAGACGAGCUUCCUCUUCUUCUUCUUACAAGUCAAAGGAGUCAAGUCAUCAGUUCCCCAGAGAGUCUUUCAGUGCAAAGCAGCAGCCACCAUCGCUUGCAGCAGCCAAUCUGGGUCCAGUCCAUGUGCACAAUCCAGGGACAGUCAUCUUCAGCUUGCUCAGCCAGUUUACAGGGCAGGUUGGUGCAACAAUUGUAGGUGGGAAGACGGCUGAGAGAGUGGGCACUGAAGAAGAUGACGAAAGAGACUCUCCCGUGUGUCAUCCCGCGACCUCUCCCAGUGUUCAUCUGUCUGAGGAGGAGAGGAGCGGAGAGAUCGACAGCAUUUUCUUCCCUUCCCAAGAGCAGGGGAAGGACUGCCACAUGUCCAAAGAGGAGGAGCUAUGAUAUAUCGAACAAUUCCCAGAGGAUUGGUGUUGAUGGUUGUGACCAUGACUCUAAGCACGUUCAUUUAAAGGAAGGAAUUAUAAGAAUAAAACUACGGAUGCCUGUGGAGCUCAUCUCAUCAUCCUUUGAUGGACUGUGAAGGGAUUAUACAUUGCUCUACAGUGACAUUAUUUCCUGCAGGCUCUGGGAAAACUUGCGGUUGGUACGCAGCAGAAACUGACAAACAGCUGGAAGCUCGAAGUUAUAAUUCAAGAAAAAUACUUUAUGAUAAGCUCUUUCAUAUCUCUCUCCAUUAUUGGUAUUAGAUCUGGGUGUUUCAUCAUUAGGCAUUUUAAUUUCAAUAAAAUUGUAUUUUGACUAUA